AUGUGGUUCUACGUGCUGAUAAAAAAAAUCUCUUGCAAACCGUGUACGGAGUGUUCAAAGAUCACGAGGGCUCUGAAGAAAAUCCUCGCCACGGAACUGAUCUUCGUACCGAUGGUGACCUUGACCGGCUUGACGGUGAUGAGUACCAUGAGCGGGAAAUGCUGGAGCGGCAUUGUUCAGGAUGUGGACGAGAAAUUUGCGGACAUAGUCUGGUUUAAUUGGAUCUAUUGGCCGCCCAUGCACGUUUUCAAGUAUAUUUUCUUCAUACCCAGGCACCAGGGUUUCUUCUUCAAGAUGGCGUACCUGCCGUGGGCCAUCUACUUGUCCUGGAAGUACCAUUUGGAUGAGUGCAAAGGAUGCUGUUGUCAGGAGUGCAAAGAUUAG
Brassicogethes aeneus is the source of this 384-nucleotide messenger RNA. The record is from the annotation of a GenBank genome assembly. Lineage: Eukaryota; Metazoa; Arthropoda; Insecta; Coleoptera; Nitidulidae.